CUUGCCAAAAUGCGGCCCUCGCUUCCAUUUAUCAGGGGAUCGGCUACGUUCUCGCUGAAUUACGAAUCGGAUGCAGACAGGAGACGCGCGGUCAGUGCUAAAAGGUCGCGGUCGGUGGAUUCGCUUCUCAGACAUCAAAAGGGAAUUCAAUUGAAGGAGAAAAAGUCCUCGAUAGACCACACAUCGCGUGGGAGUGUCAAGGAAGGCACAGAUAAUGAUAACGAACACGAAUCGACAUCAACUGAGAACGAAUCUACGACCGCAGUUUCGGAGUCGGAAAUAACUUCUAAACUAGACCUCUCGCAAAAGGAAACUGUGGUCUCGUUAUGUCCCGUUGUGCGUAUUCAGCGGUAUCGCCAAGCCUUGGCCAGGAAAUGGACCACCGAAGACCCUUCGCAAUCAUCCACUGACACUGAUGAGAACUUAAAAACAGAAGAGCUUAAUAAGAAGACCAUCUCUUACGAUCCCUGCUCAAAUGUCUUUCGUGUUCGUUCGAAAUCUUGGGCUGGAGAGUGUCAGUCGGAGGGGCAUCCUCUGCGUUCUGGUCGAAGUGAGAACCAAGGUGUAUUGCUGUUCUAUAUGGGCAAGACUCAAGAUCAGCCAGCUGCUGGUGACUAUGGCAAGUCAGAGUUACACUCCUGCAUCUGUACCCCCUCGCAGCCCCCCAGCCCUAUGUGCUCCACUUUAAAUGAAGAAGAAGAUGAUGAAAAUCGGAUGAUAUAUCUAAAACGUUUCAUGGUUUGGUUGACGUUUGUGAUCAAACUAAUUCUGUUCACAUCGCUGUGGGUCCUGUUGCUGUACUGGUUCCUGAUGAGCGCCGGGUUUGUAAAUGUGAACGAAGUUGAUCCUCGGUCGGAUCAGAUAGAAUGGAAUACAUACAUCGAAAAGUACCAAGAUUUUAAAUUUCUGCCCAUAAACAACACUUACGACACUGUUGAGUUGGAAGUGCGGAUGCAAGGUCCGUUUGGUGACUCCAAUGUGUUUUUCAACUGCCAGUUUGAGAGGUUAUAUUAUCAUAAGGAUAAUUUCAAUCGCACAGAUGUCAAGAGAGACGACGCAGACGAUGUCGAGGUCGACCACAGAAUAUACGAGGACUCGUAUUCCGCCGUUACUAGCACUACAACUAGAAGGACUAUGUCGUACACGCACACGACCACAUAUUGGGGGACGAAGUAUUAUACUUAUUCAUUCAAGUUUUUUCUUGUAUUUCCACGAUUUUUAAUCGUUUUAUGUUACAUUUCUGGUGAUUGUCCCUACAUACCAAUCGUGGUUACAAGAACUAUGUGGACAAAGAGCACUAGAACAAGGACCUCGUCGAUGACCUGGUGGACUUUCACGACCAUAACAGCCAGGCUGACCCGGUACAACCUGUCCCGGCACCCCAUGACUUCGUUCACGGUACAGGAGCCAUACAACUUCGUGCCCUGGGGCAACGUGCGGAUGUAUGGAUACACCUUCAGCAGCUUCAGAGCUGUGGAUGGGAGGUAUCACGGCCAUAGACAUUACGCCAACACCACGGCGGAUUCGAACGUAACUGUCACUUAUGGAAUGCUUUACGCGUUGAACAUGACAACGGUGAAGGACUUCAUCAACAACACGGCGCUGGACGCGGUCGCCUUCGCCAUAGAGAUAACCAAGGGCAGAGGGCGCACCUCCACUUCGACGACGCCGGAGCCACCUAACGUGAUCUCGCCGGCAGAUGGCGUCAAAUACAGCCUAAUUGUUAUCGGCUUGAUACUAGCUUUGUUGUUUUUGCAGACGAGUCGCGUGCUAGCCCUGUUUAUAAUGGCAGUGGCGUGCAUGUCCAUAAUGGCCUAUCUGAAGAUCAAACCUGGUGCAGAUACAAUCGCGACUUGGCUGAACCUGGACUACAUAUUGGAGCUGUUAUAUGUAAUGACCCUGGUCGCAGCGACGACGGAGACUGGACUGUAUGACUUCCUAGCUGUCAUCAUUUAUAAUAUAUGCGCAAGAUCAAUAUUUGGCAUCACGUUUGUAAUGUGCGCACUGUCAUUCGUGUUAGCUGCGUUCAUGGAUUGUGUGGCGGCCAUAUUAUUCCUGACGCCGCUAGCGAUAAGCGUGAUGACGGGCGCCCUAGCAAAUAAAGUAGCUAUCUCGCCAAAUAACUCGGCCGAGCGCUCGGCCGUGCACUCGUCGUAA
This is a messenger RNA of Pectinophora gossypiella (pink bollworm), 2157 nucleotides long. RefSeq lists its product as uncharacterized. The transcript has 15 exons. NCBI's taxonomy places the organism in Eukaryota, Metazoa, Arthropoda, Insecta, Lepidoptera, Gelechiidae. The record is from RefSeq and is a predicted model, not a curated record. Bases 10 to 2157 code for a protein of 715 amino acids.